Messenger RNA from Sinocyclocheilus rhinocerous, 1012 nucleotides. It is a transcript of the gene ap3s1, whose product is annotated as adaptor related protein complex 3 subunit sigma 1. Gene Ontology annotation, cellular component: AP-3 adaptor complex; membrane coat. Lineage: Eukaryota; Metazoa; Chordata; Actinopteri; Cypriniformes; Cyprinidae. The record is from RefSeq and is a predicted model, not a curated record. Bases 188 to 676 code for a protein of 162 amino acids. Gene Ontology annotation, biological process: Golgi to vacuole transport; intracellular protein transport. The transcript is spliced from 6 exons.
GCGUCACGGAGCGCGCUCGCUGAGCGGAAGUCACUCUGACGCGCUUGUUGACAGGUUCCGGCCCGCGCUCUUCCGCUCUGCUGUGCGCCUGAGUGUCAGAUUGCGAUUAUUAGUUAUUGAUUAUUGGAAUAUCAGUCUGUAAUAUCGACGACUUCAGCCGCAGCUGGAUCCGACCACAGCGGUGAACAUGAUAAAAGCCAUUCUGAUCUUUAAUAAUCAUGGCAAACCACGACUGUCAAAAUUCUACGAGCAUUACACCGAAGACACAGAACAGCAGAUCAUCAGAGAAACCUUUCAUCUGGUUUCCAAACGAGACGAGAACAUUUGCAACUUCCUGGAGGGCGGACUGUUAAUCGGCGGCUCGGACAACAAGCUGAUCUACAGACACUACGCCACACUUUACUUUGUGUUCUGCGUGGAUUCGUCCGAGAGCGAGCUGGGCAUUCUGGAUCUGAUCCAGGUGUUCGUGGAGACGCUGGACAAGUGCUUCGAGAACGUGUGUGAGCUGGACCUGAUCUUUCACGUGGAUAAGGUGCACAACAUCCUAGCGGAGAUGGUGAUGGGCGGCAUGGUGCUGGAGACCAACAUGAGCGAGAUCAUCACGCAGGUGGAGGCGCAGGGCAAGAUGGAGAAAUCUGAGACCUUUAUCUUUCAGUGUCCCAGACAGGACAGGUAGACACAGGUACUGCUGAACCCCACACACAACGACUGUCACGCUCCUCCUGAGGACAGACGCUCACACGGACGUGCCUCAUAAUCAAUCAGAUCCAGAACAGAGCCGAACGUUCAGUGCUGAAUAAUCAUGAUGUUUCAUGCUUAAAACAUGUAAACAAGCAUUGGUGUGAUGCUGGGCAGAGCGUUUGUCUGAUGUGGGACUGUCAGUCCUCAGGAUCACAGGUUAGAUUAGAGCAGAUCUGUGUGAAUAUCAUGCGGAUCGUCUAGAGAUGACAGUAGAUCCAUAGCACACACACACACACACACACACACUCACACACACCGCAUACACGCACUC